CCGUGUGAACACCUUUCAAAGCGCAUACUACCGCACUAAAGUGAGAAUAGUACGUAGAGGUGCUCAAACUGCUGGAAGUCCACGCAACAACAACACGUCUACAAUGCAUAAACCUGUGCCGUGUUAUGUACAAAACUCGUACUUCUAAACAAAUAUUCUCUCUCAAGAGGACCAGCUGGAUUAUUGGUUGAGGAAAUUAGCGCGAGGAGUUAUUUACUUCACCUGAUUCAUUCAGACUUUCUGGCGUCUACAGUGUCUGAAAAGGACCCCAGCAUGAGUACGGCAAUGUAUGAAAAUUGUCGAAACGGCAAUGAAAAUGUCACCUUCAUUACAAAGGAACAGAAGAUGGCAUCGAAAUCGAAGCAGAAGAAGACGGGGCUGAUAGUAGGAAGUGUGCUGGUUCUGCUGUCGUUGGCGGCUGUGGCUGGCUUUCUCAUAUGGUGGUUCGCUGUCAAACCCAGCAAGCUCCAGCAGAAAAUGAUGGCUAAUAUGGGAGCCCAGAAAGAUAUGGGAACGCGAGUCUUCAGCGGAGAGAUGACUCUGAUAGAUGCCCCGUACAAGCGUGAAUACGAGGACCCCAGCAGUACGGAGUUCCGAGAGACAGCCGAUGCACUUCAGAACAUUCUGAAUAAGACAAUCUCCAAUGACGCUUUUCUCUUCAAGUACUACAAUCAGUCUGUCAUCUCUGCCUUCAGGGAUGGUGUGACCGCAUACCACUGGAUACGUUUCGAUGUUCCUCCAGCGGACAUGGAGCUGCUGCCCAAGCUGACAGCGGAUCGCGUGCUGGAAACCCUUCGCCGAGGAGUCCGUCAGGAGGGCAAACGCAGCAUGCAGACCUUCACCAUCACCGACAUCACUGCCUCGAUUACAGACCCCCGGAUGGCCAGGAACCCGAGAGCCCCAGCGGAAUGUUUCGUCCGUCUGGAGGCUACGUCCAGCAUCCAGAAGUUCCAGUCUCCUGGUUACCCAGACAAGUAUCCAGUCCAGACACGCUGCCAGUGGCAAAUCCGCGCUCCUAAAGACAAAGCCAUCCUGGUCAAGUUCCCUGUUUUCUACAUUCAGGACUCAUGCUCCAGCGACUACGUGUUUAUCUUCGACUCUCUCAGCACCGAUACAUCUCACGCCAUCACGCAGAAUUGUGGUCAGCGCCCCCCGACUAACCCCCUGGAAGUGAUCUCCUCUGGCAACUUUAUGCUCAUCAACCUCAUCACUGAUAGUAUGAUUCAGAGACCAGGAUUUGAAGCCCAUUACCGCGCCAUCCCCACCAUUACAGCUCAGACAUGUGGAGGCCUUCUGACCAACCUGUCCGGAAACUUCACCACCCCACACUACCCGAGCUUCUACCCCCCCAUGGUGGACUGCAACUGGAACAUCAGUGUCCCUGAAGGCAUGAAAAUCCGUGUGAAGUUCACCAUGUUCCGUCUGAAGGAACCGGGCGUGAACAUCCGCGUCUGCAACAAAGACUAUGUGCAGAUCAACGGCACAAAGUACUGUGGCGAAAGAUCCACACUGACUCUGAACAGCAACACCAAUGCCAUGCUGGUAAGCUUCCAUUCGGACAGCUCGUACACGGAUAAAGGCUUCAGCGCCCAAUACAAUGCAUACGACCCACAGAACCCUUGUCCGGGUAAGUUCACCUGCGCUACAGGAUACUGCAUUUCCAAAGAGCUGCAGUGUGAUGGCUGGAACGACUGUGGAGACAUGAGCGACGAGAAAAAGUGCCAAUGUGAGGAAGACCAUUUUAUAUGUGACAAUGGCAUGUGUAAACCUAAGUACUGGCUGUGUGACCAAGUGAACGACUGCGGAGACAACAGUGAUGAACGAGACUGCGCCUGUGGGAGGAGUCAGUUCCGUUGUGGAGAUGGCACUUGUUUGCCUCAGACUGUAAUGUGUAACGGGAAGAAAGACUGUGCAGAUGGCAGCGAUGAGGCCUCCUGUAAAGAGUCUGCUGGAAUUUGCACAGAUUUCACCUUCCAUUGUGCAGACGGCCAGUGUGUGAACAAGCUCAACGCUGAGUGUGAUAAAGUCAGCGACUGCUCAGAUGGUUCUGAUGAGCAGGGCUGUGGUUGUGGGGUGCGACCAUACAAACACAACCGGAUUGUUGGGGGGCAGAAUGCUGAUGUGGGUGAAUGGCCAUGGCAGGUCAGCCUACACUACGGAACCAGUGGGCACGUCUGUGGCGCCUCCAUUAUCUCCGAAAAAUGGCUGCUCAGUGCCGCUCAUUGCUUUAUGACUGGAGAUCCUUCGUACCGUGAGCCAUCGAGUUGGUUGACAUACAGCGGUAUGAAUGAUCAGCAAAAGGAGGAAAAAGAUGUGCAGAUGCGAGAGGUGAAGACCAUCAUCACGCAUAUGAACUACAACCAGAUGACAUACGAUAAUGACAUUGCAGUACUGGAACUGAAGGAGCCUCUGGUGUUCUCCAGCACUGUUCAUCCAGUGUGUCUGCCCUCCAGCUCACAUGUGUUCCCACCUGGGAUGCCCUGCUGGGUGACUGGCUGGGGGGCACUCAGGGAGGGAGGACAGACCGCAACAGUUCUGCAAAAAGCAGAGGUGAAAAUCAUUAAUGACACAGUGUGUGAUUUGGUAACGGAGGGUCAAGUGACUUCACGCAUGUUGUGCAGCGGCUUCCUUGCUGGAGGUGUGGAUGCUUGUCAGGGUGACUCAGGCGGUCCUCUGGUUUGUCUGUCCGAGGCUAAUAUUUGGUUCCAGUGUGGGAUAGUGAGCUGGGGAGAAGGCUGUGCGCGCCGCAAUAAACCUGGCGUCUACACACGACUCACAAAGUUCCGUCAGUGGAUACAUCAACACACUCAAGUGUAGCAACGGGAUGAGCUCCGGGACGACAAGAUGCCCAGUGUGUAUGCCUAAUUGGAUGAUUGGCCGUGUGUGUGUGUGUGUGUGUGUGUGUGUGUGUGUGGGUGAUUUGCCAAAUGAUCCUCAUGGACGGACGCUUCUAUUUUUUUAUAUUGCCGAGCCUAAAGCUUAAACGACAAAUCUUGUUCUCGUGCCUCUAUUAUCAUGAGGAACUUUAUAAAUAUAGAAUUUUAUUAAUAAAUGAUAUACUAAAUAAUAAUGGACACCAAAGGGUUUCAGUUAAUUAGACUGAAAACCUUUGUGGUUUCCUGUAUGAUGAUUUAUUACUGACAUCGUUUGUUUGCUAUGCUAACAUCUUUAUAAGCAUGUGGAUGACUUUUGUUUUCCUGCAUUGACAUCAAGACUUUUACGUCUGAGCAGAAUCCACAGAUACACCCUGUACAUCCUUCUCCAAAUCAGUUUGGAAUUUAAAAAUGCGUUUGUGAACUCUUUUUCUGUCACUGGUGACGACAAGCUUCUGUGCAGUCUAGAAAUUUCUACAGCUCUCCUGUAAAGCCGGGCCUUUUUUAAAAUUUUUUUUAAAUAAACACUUUAAAACUGUUCGCUCUCAAGAUGCUCAGCCAGUGGACUGCAGGAUUAGACAAAAAUGGGCCAUUUCACUCAACCAUUUGCCCAAGCACUCAAGGUCACGUUGGGUCAUCUGGCACUCCGCAUGCUAACACCCUGACUAGCUCAGCCGGAGGUGUUCUCUAAGCAGUGACCUUAUGGAUGAAUCUGCAGAUGAUCUCUCACAGCAUGAGGAUCAAGAGUUCCUCACAAGACUGCCAAAUGUUUAUUUUUGUUGUUGUUGUUUUUUUUUUUAAUGGUUAUAUUUUGUAUAACAACAUAAAACUUCUGUUCAUAUCUGCAGUACUUUUUGCAUUUUCAGUUGCGGUGAUUGAUGGACAUUUUCACUAUAGGCUAUUAUGGCUCUUAUUAUGUGCUGCUGUUUUGCUUUUAUGUCUGCUUUUAAGUGUUAUAUAAAGAUUAUCUGUCCAAUAUCA
This is a messenger RNA of Ictalurus punctatus (channel catfish), 3854 nucleotides long. RefSeq names its product ST14 transmembrane serine protease matriptase (gene st14). The transcript is spliced from 19 exons. Gene Ontology annotation, molecular function: serine-type endopeptidase activity; protein binding. NCBI's taxonomy places the organism in Eukaryota, Metazoa, Chordata, Actinopteri, Siluriformes, Ictaluridae. The record is from RefSeq and is a predicted model, not a curated record. Gene Ontology annotation, biological process: acrosome reaction; proteolysis. The coding region runs from base 274 to 2817 and encodes 847 amino acids.